Messenger RNA from Juglans regia (Persian walnut), 1564 nucleotides. Its product is annotated as U11/U12 small nuclear ribonucleoprotein 25 kDa protein-like. Gene Ontology annotation, molecular function: protein binding. Gene Ontology annotation, cellular component: U12-type spliceosomal complex. The record is from RefSeq and is a predicted model, not a curated record. Gene Ontology annotation, biological process: mRNA splicing, via spliceosome. NCBI's taxonomy places the organism in Eukaryota, Viridiplantae, Streptophyta, Magnoliopsida, Fagales, Juglandaceae. Bases 323 to 721 code for a protein of 132 amino acids. The transcript has 4 exons.
UCAAAGCCUGGCCAACCAACAAAGAAAGAAAAUACAAAGUCUCUCUGACUCUUUGACCUCUUCUGAAUUCCUCACAGUCAUAGAAUGUGUAAAGCGGCCAAGAUCACGACCCAAACCCUAACCCUUGCCAGCUAAAGAAAAAAAUGGUUUUGUCCAUCAAUUAAUUAAUUCGGGCUCUGAUCAGGAAAAAGAUAAAAUAUAUUAUAUAUGGCUCUAAAAUGAAAAAUCAGAAAAUCUUCUUUGGAAUGGUAUAUCAAAGCUAGCUGCAGGUAGGAAUCGGAUUUUUUGGCGUAAUAUAUACUUACGUACUGAUCAGGGCAUCAUGAGGCCGGAAGGACUCUCCGGAGGCACAGGAAGGUGGCGUUUCAUCUCUUCACUGAGUGUUUGGAAGAUUUUCUCAUACCAAAGCCUGCCUCAACAGCCGCUCAAACUCUCUGUUCUCAAAUUGGAUGGCUCCUGUUUUGAAUUGCUAGUUGAAAGGACGGCGACAGUAGCAGAACUGAAAGAGGCAGUGGAGGAGGUUUUCAGUCGUUCACCAGAUGAUCAUGGAGAAAUUCAGAUUUCAUGGACUCAUGUAUGGACUCAUUUUUGCUUAUGCUACCAAGGUCAGAAGCUAGUAGAUGAUAAAGCAUAUAUCCGACUGUAUGGAAUCAAGGAUGAGGAUCAGAUUUAUUUUGUCCGGCAUCUUUCAAUUAACUAUGGCCAGGAAAAAGGCUCGUAGGGGUAGGAUGAAUCUGGCAGAAUGAUCACUUCAUAUAUAUAUGCACAGCUUUUUUGAAGUCUUCUCUACAAGAUCCACAUCAUGAAUUAGUCGGCCUCUACUAGUUCAUAUCAUGUGUGUACUGUGGAAAUUAAAGCAUGCAGCUUCUAGGCCAUUCUCUAUCAUCAUGAGUUGGCACGAGUACGUACGGAAAUGGAAAAAUGGAUGAAAGAUGAUCGAUCAUGAUUCUCUAGAGGUUGAGUUUAGGGUCCAGAUGAAGAGAGAAAUAAGUUCAAAGGUGAAUCGUAAGGAGAAUACUGUUCAUGAAGAUCAUCACAAAUGCUACUUCAAAUCGCCAAUUUUUAUGAAAUCUAUGGCAGGGGCUAAUUCAGAUCAGGAUCUGGAAUUCAAGUGAUUGAAAAUUGGCAAACUUCUUCAAGGCUGCAUGUUCUUCAUGCUCCAAAUUGCGCGCGGUGCGAGGAAGAAGUGAUCAGAUCACGAAGAUGCUGCAUGCAACUAGCUAGCCUAGCUAGCUGGAUUCACUACAACGGAAAUAUGCUUUUAUGGACAUAGAUUUUUGGUACGUAGUAAAAAAACCAAUACAUUGUCGUAGUGACUGGUCCUUUCGGAGGGCUUUGUACACGACCACGAGGGUCGAUCGAUCGGGUCGCCAUUAAUGAUGAUCAUAUCCUCAGCUGAGUAUAUGAGCUGCGCGCACGGGAGAUCGAAGUACUGCUGGGGCGAAACUACGUACACGUACGUACGUUUUAAGAGCAAUAAACAUGUUUGGAAGACCCUUUAUCGCUAGGCUUACAAAAUGGUUCUGGCAUCCACCAAAUACUUCAUUGACUACAAUUUUCUACU